Messenger RNA from Polypterus senegalus (gray bichir), 1764 nucleotides. RefSeq names its product tigger transposable element-derived protein 1-like. The transcript has a single exon. The record is from RefSeq and is a predicted model, not a curated record. Gene Ontology annotation, cellular component: nucleus. NCBI's taxonomy places the organism in Eukaryota, Metazoa, Chordata, Cladistia, Polypteriformes, Polypteridae. Gene Ontology annotation, molecular function: DNA binding. Bases 1 to 1764 code for a protein of 587 amino acids.
AUGUCUUCAAAGAAGGUAGGAAGUGGAAAGGACAGCAGCAAGAAGAAAAGGAUGCUGUCAGUCAAGUUAAGGCAGGAAAUUAUAGAAAAGCAUGAGAGAGGUGUGUGUGUGAUGGAACUCGCCAAAAUUUACGACUGCAGUACGUCCACGAUAUGCACAAUACUAAAGCAAAAGGAGACCAUAAAGAGUGUAAAAGUAGCAAAAGGAAUGACCGUAAUUACACAGCAAAGGUCGGCUAUCCACGAAGAAAUGGAAAACCUGCUGUUAUUGUGGAUAAAAGAGAAAGAGUUGGCAGGAGAUACGCUUACUGAAACAGUCAUAAGCGAGAAAGCUCGCAUAUUUUACAAUGACCUGAAGCAGAAAGAACCAUCCACAUCUACGGAUGUAGUAGAACCAGAAUUCAAGUCUAGUCAUGGAUGGUUCGAAAGAUUUAAGAAGCGAUCAGGCAUUCACUCUGUCGUAAGACAUGGCAAGGCAGCAAGUGCAGACCAGAAGGCAGCUGGCGACUUCAUCACGCGUUUCACGCAGCUCAUCGAGGCAGAAUGUUACAUCCCCCAGCAAGUUUUUAAUUGCAACGAGACGGGGCUUUUUUGGAAGAAAAUGCCCCGUAGGACGUACAUCACAGCAGAGGAGACGAAGAUGCCAGGACAUAAGCCGAUGAAGGACCGCCUCACCCUUGCAUUGUGUGCAAAUGCUUGCGGUGACUUUAAAGUGAAACCACUGCUAGUCUAUCAUUCAGAGAAUCCUCGAGCCUUUAAAACUCACAGGAUUCUUAAAGAAAAACUGCACGUGAUGUGGCGUGCCAAUCCAAAGGCAUGGGUUACGCGGCAGUUCUUCAUCGACUGGGUAAAUCUCUGCUUUGGACCUACAGUGAAGAAGUAUCUUCAAGAAAACAAACUGCCUCUGCAAGCAUUACUCGUCCUCGACAAUGCUCCAGCCCACCCGCCCGGUCUCCAAGACAACAUCCGGGAAGAAUAUCAAUUCAUAAAAGUCCUCUACCUCCCACCCAACACGACUUCAAUCCUGCAACCGAUGGAUCAGCAGGUCAUUUCCAAUUUCAAAAAGCUCUACACGAAGCAUCUGUUCAAACGAUGCUUCGAUGUGACAGAAAAUACGGAGCUAACACUCCGAGAGUUCUGGAAAGAACAUUUCAAAAUCGUGCAAUGCCUACGCAUGAUUGACCUGGCGUGGAAAGAAGUGACCAGAAGAACACUGAAUUCUGCAUGGAAGAAGUUAUGGCCUGAUGCGGUUGCAGCGAGGGACUUUGAAGGAUUUGAUCUUGAUACCGAGAUCGAGACCAACGUGCCCGACAUAGAUCCAGUGCAUGAAAUCGUGUCAAUCGGCAAGUCGAUGGGUCUGCAGGUUGACGAGGGUAAUAUCAACGAGCUUGUCAAGGAACAUGAGGAGGAACUCUCAACACAGGAGUUGCUUGAGCUGCAGGACAUGCAACGUACGGAGGCUCUGCAAGAGAUCAGCGGUAGUGAGGAGGAGGUCGAGACAGAGGAAAUUUCGACAAGUGAAAUUAAAGAAGUGCUGGGAAUGUGGGAGAAGGUUACAAGUUUCACUGAAAGGAAACAUCCAGAAAAAGUGGCAACUAGUCGUUCUGCAGCAAAUUAUGAUGACACCUGCUUGGCUCACUUCCGUAAGCUUUUAAAAAGCAGGCAAAAGCAAACGUCGUUGCAUAGGUAUCUUUAUACUAAAACUGAAACUGCUAUAAGUGAAAGUGCCGAAAGUGCAGCCAAAAAGGCAAAAACAGAUGAUUAG